Molecule: messenger RNA, 1737 nt
Organism: Aricia agestis (brown argus)
Lineage: Eukaryota; Metazoa; Arthropoda; Insecta; Lepidoptera; Lycaenidae
Product: lipase 3-like
Exons: 1
Coding region: 120-1649 (509 amino acids)
Biological process (GO): lipid metabolic process
Source: RefSeq, a predicted model, not a curated record
UUUUUUUACAAACAGAUUGUUAUUGUCCGUGACCUAGCGCUGUCGGGACACAUUGAUAAAUACGCCCCAUUUAAUAGCUUCAGUCGUUCAGACAAGCUCGGCCGGCGAACUUGUGUACAAUGAAGCUAACAUUUAUUCUGUUUACAUUAGUUCUCAUAACGAUCUGUGAAGCCCGAUACACAGAGUCGUUCACGCAUAAUAUAGUGGAUACUAUUACAAACAAAACCUCUCAGUUCACCAACUACGUGAAGGCAAAAGGACGAAGCUUGAAGCAAUUUUAUGUGGACAAUGUAAAGAAUAAGAUCACGUCUUACUUGGGCUGGGCGGGCAAGAAUGAAACCAUCGACGUUGGCAGCGACGUUGAGAGAGCUAACAGGAGAUUUAAAGGCUAUCUGGAUGAAGCUGAAGCGAAUAAUCAAAUCGUUUUUGACGCUAUCGCACCCGAGAAAGCUGAAUACAACUACAACGAUGAUGAUCCAACGAUCCACAUGACUACGCCUCAGCUGAUAGCGGCCAACGGGUACCACUCCGAGUCCCAUACCAUCGUGACCGACGAUGGGUAUAUUCUCACCGUGCACAGAAUUCCCUACUCCAAGAAAGAUGAAAAUAAGGUGGUCCCCAAGAGAACAGUGCUGUGCCAUCACGGGUUACUAGGAAGCUCCGUAGAUUGGGUCAUGGCGGGGCCUGAAAAGGGAUUAGGAUACAUUCUGUCUGACGCCGGCUACGAUGUUUGGCUCGCUAACGUCAGAGGCAACACCUACUCGAGAGCACACGUAUCGCUGAACACUGAUACGUUCCAUUUCUGGAAUUUUACCUUCCACGAGGUGGCUCAACACGACCUACCAGCGGUUAUUAAUUACAUAAUGGAUCUCAAAGGCAAAGACGCGAAAAUCGACUACAUCGGACAUUCAAUGGGAACUACCAUUCUUUUCGCGCUCCUGUCCACAAAGCCGGAGUAUAAUGAUAUAUUGAGGGCUGGAUUCGCUUUAGCUCCAGUGGCAUAUAUGACUGACAUCAGAAGCCCUAUUAAUCUUCUAGCGAGAUACAGCAGCAACCUGGAAUAUCUUUUGAAACUUCUCGGUGCGAACGAGUUUUUACCUCAAAAUUCUGUUUUGCGCUGGCUAUCUAGACACGCCUGUGAGAUAAACCACUGGGAGGAAGCUAUCUGUGAGAAUUCCUUGUUUGUGAUCUGUGGGCAUGACUCCAAGCAGUUCAACAAAACUCUAUUGCCAAUGAUUCUAGGCCACACGCCGGCCGGUGCUUCCACAAAAACGUUGGUGCACUACGCUCAAGAAAUUCGCAAUGCGGGGCGCUUUCAGCAGUUUGACUACGGAGAGGAUGGGAAUUUAAGAGAAUAUGGGACUGAUACACCCCCGGCUUAUCCUCUUCAUAAAAUAACCUUACCCGUGGCUCUGUUUGGGGCUCUAAACGACUGGUUGGCGAGUGACAAGGACGUAACGGAACUGUACGUCCAACUGGCUAACCCCAUCGAACAUUACAUUGUGCCAUUGAAGGAAUUUAACCACAUAGACUUUCUGUACGCUAUUGACGCACCCACACUUGUGUACGACAAGCUCCUGCAGUUGAUGAGAAGGGAUUUAGGGAAAUUUCGUAUUUAUAGUGAACCAGUUGUUCAAAAUUACCUGUAAUUAAGUAACGACAGACGACAGUGAUAGUUGUACUUAUCUCAAAGCUUUAAUCAUUAAUUUUGUGUAAUAAAUUGUUGCUAAGUAAUAA